Molecule: messenger RNA, 1473 nt
Organism: Dinoponera quadriceps
Lineage: Eukaryota; Metazoa; Arthropoda; Insecta; Hymenoptera; Formicidae
Exons: 1
Coding region: 44-1150 (368 amino acids)
Source: RefSeq, a predicted model, not a curated record
UUAUGAUUAUGAUAGUGAGCAAGAACAAAAUAAUGACGUUGCCAUGACGUUACCUAGGCGGUCAAUCAGACAUUCCUCAAAUAUGAUUUCGGAUACCGGAAUAGAGACGCGCAACAUUCCACGGACGAGAAGUUUCGUAAGGAAUUCGAAGAACAUUUCUGCUGACAAAAAGUUGAAUGCGGAUAAAAUCGAUGAAUCGACAGUAUUGGAUGAAGCGAUGGCUGCUGAUGACCAAGACGCAACUCCGGCGGCGCAAACGAAUUCACAAAAGUUGUCGAAAGAUCAAACGGGUAAUAGGACAAUUCGGCGGACUUCGGCGAGAUUGUCGAUCGCGCAGGUUUCGAACGAAACUCACUUUAAGGAUAUUUCGCGUAGACAAUCGAGCUUGACUAGGUCUCAGAGUCAACGCAACACUCCCCUUAGAUCGUUGAAUAUUAACAAUAAGACUAACACAAACAACAGAAUGAUAGACGAUUUCUUCAAAACGAAGCAGCCUUCGAUUGGCAAGAAUCAGGCCAAAUCGUACGACCAGUCCCUUGUACCGUCGGAGAUUUUCAAGGGCGCCGAGAAGAUGCGGAAGAUUCAAGAUCAGGUGGAGGCAAUGAAGAGCCACGGAAGAGCCGCGAUAAAAAUAUAUCCCGACAAGACCAGUGAGAAGCGGUCGAACGCGAAGGUCGCUGGUAUCGUUUCGAAGAAGAUUGUGAAGAAGAAGAAACUGUCCGUCGAACCAGCGAAGAAGGUGGAUAAAGCGUAUCUAGUGAACGGGAAGGUAUACAAAGCGCCAAGGCUCCCACGUCCGAAGCAGUGGGUCACCGAUCGUUUCUACAAGUUCAUGUGGAAACGGAUGGAGCCCAAGUACAAAUUGUCCGCGAGAAUACGAUCCGAGAAAUUCGUCGAGGAGCUAAACAAGGUUGUCACUUUUAUCUCGCGGUGUGCAAAAUACGACAACUACAAGGCCGAGCUGGAGGCCCUGAUGAAGGAAAUGGCUCGAUUGAGGAUCAUCAACACUCCUAAUGAUUUCUAUAAUUUCUGUCGCGACUUCAUGCCUUACGAAUUUCGCGUUAAAGUAAUCCCCAUUUUAUUGCCCGGCAAUCGGAAGACCAUCCCCUACGAUCCGGAAAAGUUGCAUACGCCUUUACUCGAUGAAUAGGAUUAAAGUUACAUGAGUAAGGCUAAAAUCGCACGAAUAAGGUGGUAUGAACAAGAUUGUUCUAUUUGUGUAAUUGUAAUACUAUUGUACGUUCUAAACAGCCUAAGGGUUUCCUAAACUUAUGUGAACUUAUUUUCUUAGAAUGAUAAACAUCCGCGACGAUUCACCUAGCUUUUUGGUAGAUAUGAAAAAGCGGAGGGAGUGUAAAUUGAUUAUUUAUACCAUUUUAUGAUGCGUUGAUACGAGAAUACGCAACAAGUUUGUACCCGGCUUAAGUUUGCAAAAUUAUGUGAAGUAAUAAAGUGUAAUUUAAUAUUCGAAAA